AUGCUCUCAGGGAUUCUCAUAUUCAACCAGAAGGGUGAGAACCUCAUCUUUCGCGCCUUCCGCAGCGACUGUCGCCCGCGCCUGGCCGACAUCUUCCGCAUCCAGGUCAUCUCCAACCCGCAGGUCCGCUCCCCGAUCCUGACCCUGGGCUCGACGACAUUCAGCCAUGUCAAGCACGAGAAUAUCUACUUGGUAGCAGUGACAAAGAGCAAUGCCAAUGCCGCGCUGGUCUUCGAGUUUCUCUACCGGCUGGUAAUGCUGGGCAAGAGCUAUUUUGGGAAAUUCGACGAGGAGGCCGUCAAGAACAAUUUUGUCCUGAUUUACGAGCUGCUCGAUGGUAAGCCAAUCCCACUUUAUCCCAAUAACCCAGCUAAAGCAACCUCUAACAAUGGCUUCUUUCACUUCCCAGAAAUCCUCGACUUUGGCUACCCCCAAAACACCGAUCCCGACACCCUGAAAAUGUACAUCACAACCGAAGGCGUGAAAUCCGCCAUCGCCAACAACCCCACCGACUCCUCCAGAAUCACCCAACAAGCAACAGGCGCCCUCUCCUGGCGUCGCUCCGACAUAAAAUACCGCAAAAACGAAGCCUUCGUUGACGUUAUCGAAGACGUAAACCUCCUAAUGUCCGCAACAGGCACGGUCCUCCGCGCCGACGUCAACGGCCAAAUCGUCAUGCGCGCCUAUCUAUCCGGAACCCCUGAAUGCAAAUUCGGCCUAAACGACCGUCUCCUCCUGGACUCCGGCGAAUCCUCAGGUCCCAGCAGCAGCCGCGGUGGUGGCAACGGACUUGGCACAUCAAAGGCAACGCGCGCAGCAGCAGGCUCGGUCACACUGGAAGACUGCCAAUUCCACCAGUGCGUGAAGCUAGGCCGAUUCGACGCAGACCGGAUUAUCUCCUUCGUGCCGCCGGACGGCGAGUUCGAGCUGAUGCGGUAUCGCGCGACGGAGAAUGUCAAUUUGCCGUUUAAGGUGCACCCGAUUGUGCGGGAGAUUGGUACGACAAAGGUUGAAUAUAGUGUGGCCAUCAAGGCGAAUUACAGCUCCAAACUGUUUGCUACGAAUGUUGUUAUUCGUAUCCCGACACCGCUUAAUACGGCUAAGACUACUGAGCGGACGAGUCAGGGGCGCGCGAAGUAUGAACCUGAGCAGAACAAUAUUGUUUGGAAAAUUGCGCGGUUUUCUGGGCAGAGUGAGUUUGUGCUCAAUGCUGAGGCGACGCUUACGUCUAUGACGCAUCAAAAGGCUUGGAGUCGGCCGCCGCUUAGUCUUUCUUUUUCGCUGCUUAUGUUUACUUCUUCUGGUUUGCUUGUGCGGUAUCUUAAGGUCUUUGAGAAGAAUAACUAUUCUUCAGUUAAGUGGGUGCGGUAUAUGACUCGUGCCGGGAGUUAUGAGAUUCGUUUCUGA
Molecule: messenger RNA, 1407 nt
Organism: Penicillium arizonense
Lineage: Eukaryota; Fungi; Ascomycota; Eurotiomycetes; Eurotiales; Aspergillaceae
Product: AP-2 complex subunit mu
Exons: 2
Coding region: 1-1407 (468 amino acids)
Biological process (GO): clathrin-dependent endocytosis; intracellular protein transport
Cellular component (GO): cytoplasmic vesicle; AP-2 adaptor complex
Molecular function (GO): clathrin-cargo adaptor activity
Source: RefSeq, a predicted model, not a curated record